Molecule: messenger RNA, 1110 nt
Organism: Thamnophis sirtalis
Lineage: Eukaryota; Metazoa; Chordata; Lepidosauria; Squamata; Natricidae
Source: RefSeq, a predicted model, not a curated record
CUUUUGAUGAAAAUCGAUGUUAUGAACCGUUCCUGGCCCAUGGAAAUUUCAGCACAUCAGACCCUCUGUAUCGUACAGGGACCAUUGUAGAGUUUGCUUGCAGUGCAGGAUACAUUCUUGAGCAGGGUCCUUCGGCCAUUGAAUGCAUUGAUUCAAGAGACCCCCGCUGGAACGAAAGCGAGCCCACCUGCAAAGCAUUGUGUGGUGGGGAGCUCUCUGAGCCAACAGGUGUUGUACUUUCUCCUGACUGGCCCCAGUCUUAUGGAAAAGGUCAAGACUGCGUAUGGGGCAUCCGGGUGCAGGAGGAGAAGAGGGUGCUGCUAGACAUUGAGAUCCUCAACAUCCGCAAAUCUGAUGUGUUGACUGUUUUUGACGGAGGAGACUUAACUGCCCGGAUCCUCGGCCAGUACCUGGGCCCACAUCCUCGGUUCAGCAUUUACUCUUCAGGCCCAGCAGUCACCCUGCAGUUCCAGUCAGACCCCGGUGACCCCCUUUUUGGUCUCAGUCAGGGGUUCCUAGUGCACUAUAAGGAGGUUCCACAAAAUGACACUUGCCCCAAGCUGCCAGAGGUGGAGUUUGGUUGGCGCACAGCUUCUCAUACUGCUGUUAUCCGCGGCACAGUCGUAACCUACCAAUGUGAGCCAGGCUACGACAUUGUGGGCUCCGACAUUCUCACCUGCCAGUGGGAUCUGUCAUGGAGCAACAGCCCACCUACCUGUCAGAAGAUUAUAAAUUGUGCUGAUCCUGGAGAGAUUAGCAACGGCAAGAGGAGCAUCACAGACCGACAUUUCUCCAUUGGCUCUCACGUCCAGUACUUCUGUCAUGAAGGCUACGUAGUGGAAGGGAGCACCACACUCACCUGCUACAACCGGGAUACGGGCACCCCUAAAUGGAGCGACCGAGUGCCCAAGUGUGUCUUGAAAUAUGAGCCUUGCCUGAACCCCGGUGUUCCAGAGAAUGGGUACCAAACUCUUUACAAGCAUCACUACCAAGCAGGAGAGUCCCUGCGCUUCUUCUGCUAUGAGGGCUUUGAGCUUAUAGGGGAAGUAACAAUCACCUGCAUACCAGGACAUCCAUCCCAAUGGAGCAGCCAGCCACCCCUCUGCAAAG